Dama dama (fallow deer) is the source of this 732-nucleotide messenger RNA. Its product is annotated as zinc finger protein 502-like. Gene Ontology annotation, cellular component: transcription regulator complex; PcG protein complex. NCBI's taxonomy places the organism in Eukaryota, Metazoa, Chordata, Mammalia, Artiodactyla, Cervidae. The coding region runs from base 1 to 732 and encodes 243 amino acids. Gene Ontology annotation, molecular function: RNA polymerase II cis-regulatory region sequence-specific DNA binding; DNA-binding transcription factor activity, RNA polymerase II-specific. Gene Ontology annotation, biological process: regulation of transcription by RNA polymerase II. The record is from RefSeq and is a predicted model, not a curated record. The transcript is spliced from 4 exons.
AUGGACACAACCAAGUUGAAAAUUCAUACUAGGGAGAGACCUUAUAAGUGUACAGCAUGUGGGAAGGCUUUUAAGAAGAGUUCAACUUUAACUCAACAUCAGCGAAUCCAUACUGGGGAGAGACCUUAUAAAUGUACAGCAUGUGGCAAGGCGUUUAAGCAGCUUUCAGGUUUAACUCACCAUCAGCGAACCCAUACUGGGGAGAGACCUUAUAAAUGUACAGCAUGUGGCAAGGCUUUUAGGCAAAGUUCAGCUUUAACUCCACAUCAGCGAAUCCAUACUGGGGAGAGACCACAUAAAUGUACAGACUGUGGCAAAGCCUUUAUCAAUUAUUCACUUCUUACUAGACAUCAACGAAUUCAUACUGGGGAGACACCUUAUAAAUGUUCAGCAUGUGGCAAGGCCUUUAUCCGUUAUUCUUCUCUCACUCGACAUCAACGAAUCCAUACUGGGGAGAGACCUUAUAAAUGCACAGCAUGUGGCAAGGCUUUUAAGCAGAGUUCAAAUUUAACUCAACAUCAGCGAAUCCAUACCGGGGAAAGACCUUAUAAAUGUACAGAAUGUGGCAAAGCCUUUAUCUAUUUUUCACUUCUUACUCAGCAUCAACGAAUCCAUACUGGGGAGAAACCUUAUAAAUGUACAGACUGUGGCAAAGCCUUUUCCCAGAGUUCAGGGCUUUCUCGACAUCAGAGAGUUCAUACUAUCUGUGCCUUCUUCUUCGACACCGGGUAA